AUGAAAAGUAAUGCAGUUCAUGAGGAAACGGCGUUGUUGAUUGACGCCGGCAGUCCCAAAUAUGUUAUCAAAGUGAACAGCAGAUUUGGAAAAAUUAGUCUCUUGAGCUCACUCUACAUCGGCGUGUUUUUGGCUGCUCUGGAUGGAACUGUCGUUGCAUCUCUUCUUUCCCACAUAGCAUCCGAAUUGGGGAACCUUUCAUUUGCACCGUGGAUUGCAAGCGCUUAUAUGAUGGUGAGCUCCGCUUUCCAACCACUCUUUGGCAAAUUAAGCGACAUUUUUGGCAGAAAACGUUGUCUUCUCGCAUGCCAUUUUCUAUUUGCACUGGGGAGCCUUAUUUCUGGUUACUCCGGCAAGAUAAGUCUACUGAUUGCUGGUAGAUGUAUACAGGGAAUUGGCGGUGGUGGUCUUACCGCACUGUGUAGUAUUGUCGUCAGUGAUAUUAUUCCUCUGCGAGAUCGCGGACUGUACCAGGGAAUUGGUAACAUUUUUUUCGGGAUAGGAGCAUCCUUGGGCGGGACCCUCGGUGGCAUCAUCAGUGAGAAAUUUGGCUGGAGAUAUGCGUUUUUGGGUCAGGUAGCAAUUUCUUUUGCGGCUGUUCUCCUCGUAUUUUUGAAUCUCAACGAGUCAAAUUCAGGAAGAGAACUGCGACUCUGGCGUGAGCUGCAAAACGUUGAUUUUUUAGGCAGUUUCCUCCUGUUAAGCUCCUUUAUGUGUUUUUUCUUGGCACUAAAUUUAGGCGGGGCAUACUUUUCCUGGAGAAGUUCUCAGAUAGGACUUCUGUUAACCUUAUUCUUGGUUCUUUUUACUGGCUUCUUCAGAGCAGAGCAGAAUUGUCCUGAAAAAGCAGUUAUCCCAACCCGGAUUUUUCGAGGGGCUACAGAGUGUCGUUGUUUUGUCCUGUGUUUCCUAUCUUCCAUGGCGGCCUUCUCAUACAUUUUCCACCUUCCAAUUUUUAUAGAGGUUGUUCAGGGUAGAAGUGUUUCGUUUUCGGGCUUCAUACUCGCUGUAAACUUUAUGGGCGUCAUGAUAGGGUCUCUCGGAUCAGGGCUCAUAGUCAAAGCUACCUGCAGGUACAAGUUGCUCCUGCUCGCUUGUGGAAUACUUUACAUUUUGAGCUGUGGCAGCCUUUACGCCUUCGGUUUAAACACAAGUACCGCAUUACAGACAGCUACCGUCUGUUUUCUUGGCUUUGGCUAUUCGGGAGUGGUGACUAUUUCUUUGGUUGCAUUGAUGGCAGCUGUGCCGUCGGAUCUCCUAGCGAUUGGCAAUUCUGUGCUGUAUGCCUCUCGCGGGUUCGGAUCAACCGUGGGCGUGGCAGUGUCAUCCUCGAUAUUCGCGAACUCACUGCGGCGCUACCUUGACCGAAAUGUUGUGGGUCCAGAUAGAGAAAGAGUGAUUGAGUUGGUUUUGGCUUCUUCAGAUGUGACGAGAGAUCUUCCAUAUCCAUACAAAGCAAUGGUGAUCCAGAGCUACAUUUCAUCUUUGAGAAAUGUUUUUGCUUGCAUAUUAUGCUUAUCGGCCCUCAUCUGGUUGGUGUCGUUGUCGCUAAAACAGUACCUAUUGGAGCCCGAAAUCAAGGAGCUAGAAGAGGCAUAA
Lachancea sp. 'fantastica' is the source of this 1599-nucleotide messenger RNA. NCBI's taxonomy places the organism in Eukaryota, Fungi, Ascomycota, Saccharomycetes, Saccharomycetales, Saccharomycetaceae. The record is from the annotation of a GenBank genome assembly.